Staurois parvus is the source of this 687-nucleotide messenger RNA. Lineage: Eukaryota; Metazoa; Chordata; Amphibia; Anura; Ranidae. The record is from the annotation of a GenBank genome assembly.
GAGGCGCUCUGGGCUCAAUGGACGUCACGCCACGUCGGAGUUUCCCCAGCACAGCUCAGAGGCCUGAGGAGCGAGGAGGAAGAGGCUGAGAGAGCCGAGAGAGACCGGAGCCGGGAGCUCUGCUCAGUUGCCAUGAUCCCAGAUGAAACCCCCCUAUUUGACCCUCAUUUACUGGAGGAGAUUGACUGGAGUCAGAAUACGGUGUCCUUCAACCCUCCUAUCUCGCCGCGGAACCCUGGAGAGCUGCUGGUCCUGAGGCCGCUAUGUACUGCUGAUUUAAACCGAGGAUUUUACAAGGUACUGGGACAACUGACAAAAGUAGGAGAUGUGUCUGCGGAGGAUUUCAUCAAAAAAUUUGAGCACAUGAAGAAGACGGGGGACUACUUUGUGAUCGUGGUGGAGGAUUUGAAUCUCGGACAGAUCGUAGCUACGGCAACUUUAAUUGUAGAACAUAAAUUUAUACAUGCAUGUUCAAAGAGAGGUCGGAUAGAAGAGGUGGUUGUGAGCGAUGAAUGUCGAGGCAAACAGCUCGGAAAAUUGUUAGUAUCUGUUCUUACAUUGCUAAGCAAAAAGCUUGACUGUUACAAAGUUACACUGGAGUGCAAGCCUAAAAACGUUGCCUUUUAUGAAAAGUUUGGCUACAGCUCCUCAGACGAGACCUACAUGCAGUGUCGAUUCUUCGACUAA